AUGAGUGAUGAUAGAUAUGUCGCUUUAUCAUCUCCAUCACAACAAAUACGACGGGCCCCAGUAAGGCGUCUCCUCCUCCUCCGUGGGGAUACGGAUAGAGAGAGCAAGCUCCCCACAGCUACCCUAGAACAUGAUAACGACAAAAGACAUAGAGUCUUAACGCCAAGCACGGCCCUAGUGCACUCCACCACGAAGUCGCUACCCUUUCUAGAUUCAGACGAGGAUUGCUCUACUGUAGAAGAGAAAGUCCACUUAACCACAGCGAGUGGGAUCGGACCUCAGAACGGCGAUGCUGGCUGCAGAUUAUCGUCUACUGCUCACUCAAAGUCGUUGGCAUCUGCGCCAGGGUUGGUUAAAGAGGUAAGUAAUGUUAGGGAAACGGAUGAAGUUGACGAUGCGGACGGCAACUCGACAGCACUACGGCCCCGCUGCCCGGUUCGGCUGAAACUACACCUAUCAUGUGGAGCACGACAUGGUGUUGUUAAGGAAAAAGAUACCAAUAGUCUGGCAGCAACUGGCUGGUGGAGUCGAUUUCUAGAGGUGGACAUCAAUGGAUGUUUUAGGCAUAUCUUUGAACCUACUCUACGACCUCUAGACAAGCACUCUGCUGGUGUGUUCUACCGAGCAAUGGUCAAAGCCUUCGAGGGGUGGUGGCAGGAACACUGGGAUUCGCUGGUCCUCUCUCAGGGCCUAUUUCCUGGCCCUUCACAGGAAACGAGGAGCUCAAGGGGGAGAGGACGCCAACGGAAGCUAAGCUCACAGCAAGUUAGGUCUCAGAAGGAAGAAAAUCGCGCGCAGCAGCUGCACUUCGCCCGCGUAGGGUUAGCCUCGUGGUAUGAAUCCGUACGAGUCGCACGGCUUAUGGCAGGGUUCCUCUUGCACGGUGACAGUGGUGCUGCUGCGCCUAGCACAGAGGCUACGGUCGUCGGUGACGCUCAGAGAGAGGACACGCUCUGUGGGCCGCUGCAGCGGCCCUGGGUCUUUGAAGAAGGCUGCCGCGAUGCGUUUGUGGCGAUCACGCGGAUUUCCGUGGAUGAUGAUGACAUGAAUGUCAACAGGUGGGUUCGUAUCGAUGCUGGAAAUGGGCUUGUGAAGCUUUAUGAACGCUCGGACGCUCAUACGGAAAGGCUUUUGGAGAGAGAAAUUAGGGAAAUCGAUGACGUACACGUGGCCACUGUUCCGAGCCCUGAGCGCAUGCUUUGGCUGCUACAUGUCCUAGACGAGGCAUGGGUACACCCGGUUGCAGAGGCCUUCCGGCUACCCGUCUUGGAAUGCGAGGCACCUGGAUACUAUGGAAAGAUUUGUGAUGCAGCUAGUCUUUACAGCCUAUAUGCAGACGUCCUGCGUGGGGCGACGCUGGACAACAUGCGUCAAGGCGAAGCAUUAAAAAAAGGACAUUCAAGCAAGGGCACCAUCUUAAAGACAAGUGGGGAUGAAUUCAUAAAUUAUACGUCCCUACGUGAACGGUUCACCGUCCUGCAGAACAACUGCGCCCUUUACAAUGGAAUCGGCUCAGAGCUCGCGCGUUGCGCUGAGCGCCUGGUAAGUGCCGCACGCAAGGCUAUCCGUGAUGCUCAAGCUGAAGAGGAAGGCACAACCCUACAAGACUCCUUUCCAUGGACGCGGCGGCGGCAAGAGUACCAACACAAACCACACACUAUGAAAAGACCUUCGUGGACAGCAGAGCAGCUGGCGGAGGCAUUUCCGCCGAGCGAAGUAGCUAAGGAAUACUUGUCUGUCGGUAAAUGCAAUGAAACCGGACCAAUCCCCAAAAUAAAUCAAAACGAGCCACCGCAUCAACAUCCCCGAAAGCCUGGCCGCGAUCAAGGUGUCAAGCAGCUUUCGAUAGUCGAGAAGACCAAAGAAGGCCUCAGGGUUCUUCGGCUCGCAACCCAUUCACAGGAUGAUGCGAAAAAACAAAAUGCCAAGAAAGGCAACCCAGAUCGCGGCAAUAAGACCAAAACGCGGAAGCAGCGACGUCCAGAAGCGCCCAUUAUUACUGCAAAAAAAAAUGAGUCCGUAUUUUGGGUGUGCUGUGAUCGAUGCGACACAUGGCGCGAGCUGCCCCAGCGUAUCGACCCUCCUCCAGCCUACUGGGAAUGUGCCUACAUGGGCCUCGAGUGCCCCAAAACAUCUGAAAGGCGAGUGGUCCCCCCAGAGCAAAGUGAAAAGCGAGAACGCAGGCGGUCUCCUCGGGUAAAGACCUCGUCGAAGGAGGGGAAGCGCCCUCGUAUUCCAAAGCGUCGCGAACGCCACACCAAACGUCAUAAAAGCUCUGAUAGUAGCAGCAGCAGCAGCAGUGAAGCAGACGAUGAUGUCGAUAACGAGUCUGCAUCCUCAACCUCAACGAGUUCCCUAACCUCAGACAGGCUUCGAGAUAUUGAGUCAGAGUUGGAAAGGCUGGAGGCAGAGCCGGUGAACGAAGAUCCUCACGGGCUUCUGGAGCGACUCCGACUUCUAGAGAAGCAGAUAGACUGUUGA
Messenger RNA from Phytomonas sp. EM1, 2481 nucleotides. The record is from the annotation of a GenBank genome assembly. NCBI's taxonomy places the organism in Eukaryota, Euglenozoa, Kinetoplastea, Trypanosomatida, Trypanosomatidae.